AUGCUAUCAGAGACUCUGUGUGCCUUUAUACUACUGUCAUUGAGUUUAUGGUACCAAUUUUUCAGAAAGUCUGGCUGGGGCGCCAACGAUAAUGUCCCAGAGCCUAGAGGUCUACCUGUUGUAGGCCACCUUCUGUCAUUGGGCAAGAGCCCGGCUCUCACGUACUAUAAAUGGGGACGACAAUGUAAUUCAGAGCUCAUUAAAAUUCGGCUCGGUGUUCAGCGCUUCUACGUUACCAACUCAUAUGCUGCCGCUUUGGAACUAAUCCAAAAAAACAUGUCUGCGAACUGUGACAGACCGCAGCCGCAUACAUUCUCUAAAGUGAUUUCUUCCACAGGACUAACGGUGGGUACGACCCCUUAUGGUAAAAGUUACAAGCGAAUGCGCAAGGCCAUUGGAGGCUUUCUCUGUCGCCGAGGAGUUGAUACGAACUUGCGUUAUAUUGACAAAGAAUCGCACUUAGCAGUUUCUUCUCUUCCUAUUGAAGUAGAUGCUCGUCCUCAUGACUGGUUCAAGGUAUACCCUUUUAAUGUCUCUAUGCAAAUAGCAUACGGGCGUAGAGUUGAAGACAUCAAUGAUAUCCACAAAAUCCUUGGCGUGGAACAAGAAAUCACAAGGUACAGAGCACAUUGGGCGACAAAUAUGGUUGACUACUUUCCUUUAAUUCGCUGGAUACUCCCACAACCGCACAAAGCUGCAGAGUGUCGGGUUGAGCGAGAACGUUACUUGCAAACUUUAAUCAACACGCCGAAAGAGAAACAGGACCAAACCUGUCUUGUUGCAGCAGCCAGACGUGGCGAUUUAAAACUUGAAAGCUUCCGAGAACUCAAAAGUAUCUGUAUGACCAUGUCAUCUGCAGGAUUGGAUAGUAUUCCUGGUGUUAUGGCUCUUUUCUUGGGCCACAUGUCCACACCGUACGGGCAGCGAAUUCAAACACAGAUUUACGAAGAACUACUGGCUCAAUUCUCAUCCAACGCUUAUGAAGAGGUGUUGUACGGUAAAGAUAUUCCAUAUUUGAGUGCAGUGGUGACUGAGACAUUGAGGUUCUCCGGCAUGCCCCUUGGGCUACCGCGGAAAACAGUCAAGCCAAUACACUUUGCUAGCAAUGGCGUGAAUAUGACAAUUCCAGUCAAUUCAACGAUUUUAUUGAAUAUUUUCGCGGCAAAUUUCGAUGAGAAACGAUACAUUGAUCCUUUAGUAUUUUUACCGGAACGUCACUUGAACUGCACCACAAAGCAGGGUCCGGCCCACUUCUCAUUCGGAGCAGGUAGCCGCAUUUGUGCCGGCGUCGCGCUGGCUACUCGUGAAAUGUAUGUGGCAAUAGCUCGCGUUGUCCUGCUUUAUCGCAUUUUACCCAGCAGUCAACCAGAAGACAAGAUGCCUACCAGCCCUUUUCAACUAUACAAGCAGCAAUCAGCGUUGAUGUUCGACCUUCCUAACUUCAAAGUACGUCUAGAACGGAGGAAUUAA
Wickerhamiella sorbophila is the source of this 1470-nucleotide messenger RNA. RefSeq names its product Phenylacetate 2-hydroxylase. Lineage: Eukaryota; Fungi; Ascomycota; Dipodascomycetes; Dipodascales; Trichomonascaceae. Gene Ontology annotation, molecular function: oxidoreductase activity, acting on paired donors, with incorporation or reduction of molecular oxygen; iron ion binding; heme binding. The transcript has a single exon. Bases 1 to 1470 code for a protein of 489 amino acids. The record is from RefSeq and is a predicted model, not a curated record.